Messenger RNA from Planococcus citri (citrus mealybug), 3746 nucleotides. RefSeq names its product ATP-dependent DNA/RNA helicase DHX36-like. Gene Ontology annotation, cellular component: cytoplasm; intracellular anatomical structure. Gene Ontology annotation, molecular function: G-quadruplex RNA binding; G-quadruplex DNA binding; ATP binding. Bases 186 to 3575 code for a protein of 1129 amino acids. The record is from RefSeq and is a predicted model, not a curated record. Lineage: Eukaryota; Metazoa; Arthropoda; Insecta; Hemiptera; Pseudococcidae. The transcript has 20 exons.
UAACUGUAACGGUGGCAUUAAUUUUGAUUUAUUUUACUCAAAUUCCAUCCGAAGCAGUCAUUUCUGAGUAAAAUGACCCACAUCGAUGUGAAUUAGGACAAUUUUAACAAUUUUUUUACAUUCCGACAACCAAUAAUUAUUACUACAUGACGAAAAUUUUGUGUUUGUAUCGUUAAUUUUGAAAAAUGACUGAUAAACCACUUUCAGAUAAGAAACUAAGGAGGUUGUUGAAGAAACAGGCUUUGAAAGAUAAUAAAUCUCAAAUAGACAGCAGCGUUUUCAAACUACCCAAAGAGUGGGAACACCCACCGAAACAUUUGAAAGGCAAAGAUAUAGGAUUAUGGCAUAGAGAUAAAAGGCAGCUUAUGAAACAAAUCGAAGACUUGAAGCAUAAAAUGGAGAAGAAACCGAAGCUAACGAAAAAGGAGCGGAAAGCUUUAACCGAAGCGGUUUCCAAAGUAGAUAUGUCCGGUAAAGUACAGAAAAAGGAUAAGAAGACUAAGAACUUAUCCAAGAAGGAGAAACGAGCAUUACGUACCCUGGAAAAACAAAUCGAAGAAGAUCAAAGUGGCCUGUAUAGAAUUUCGUUCGAUCCCGAUAGAGAACGAAUGAUCGACGAGUUCUUGAAAUCUAUCGACAACCAACCACCUGCGUUUUUAUUAAAUCAUCUCAAGUAUCAUCAACGUUUGAAAUCGACUAAUGCUCCAACUAAAGCUAGUUCUGAUCAAGCAGACGUUAGUAGUAAAUUGGGUGAAGAAGUAGAAAAUUUCGACGAUGAUUAUUUCUACGAAACCGUAGACAGGCUCAAGAGUAUGCCGGAGUCACUUCCGGAGAAUUGGAAACAGUUACCUGAGCCUGUCAUCAAGCAUUUCUUAUCCAAUGGUGAGUUCGGUGAACUAGAUAGUUUCGCUGGACCGUCGGAUCAGGAUCAGAAUGAUCAACGUAUGGAUGUCUACGAUGACUUCAAUCGAAGACCAGCCGAUUCAGAUAAUUUCUCGAGUUCGUUUACUGACGACAGAAGUAUAUUUGAUUCGAUGGAUAAAUAUAAACACUUGGAGGAUACGCCGUUCAAACGUCAAUUCCUCAGUGUGAUGUCUGGUUCUAUUCAAGCAACUUUAGAAAAAGCUGUUCGCGUUAAUUCUAGAUUGCAAAGGAAUAGAACCUUGGAUGCGGAAGUUCCGCAUCAGAUUCGUAUGAAAAGUGGAAGACAGCAGGUUCGAAACAUGCUCGAAGUUAGAAGAAAUCUUCCAGCUUACAGCAUGCAACAUGAAAUACUCAAUUUAAUCAAUAACUAUCAAGUGGUGCUGAUUAGCGGAGAAACAGGCUGUGGUAAAACUACCCAAGUGGCUCAGUUCAUUCUGGACGAUGCCAUCGCUCGAGGAAACGCUUCCUUGUGUAAUAUUAUUUGCACGCAGCCUCGUCGUAUCAGUGCUAUAUCAGUUGCCCAACGUGUAGCCGACGAACGAGGAGAGAUUCUCGGAAGAGAAAGUGUCGGUUACCAAAUUCGACUCGAGAAAAAAAUUGGUCGAAGGAAAGCAGCCAUUUUGUUUUGUACGACCGGUAUUUUACUCCAGUUCAUGCAAAGUGAUCCUGCUCUUUCCAAGUAUUCUCACGUGAUUUUAGAUGAAAUCCACGAACGAGACAUCAUGUGCGAUUUCGUGUUAACUAUUUUAAAAGAUAUUAUUUCCAAACGAACUGAUUUAAAAGUUAUUUUAAUGAGUGCUACGUUAAACGCCGAACAAUUUUCGAGGUAUUUUGACGAUUGCCCUAUGAUCAAUAUACCCGGAUAUACGCACCCGGUUGAAGAAUUUUACCUCGAGGAUGUUUUAAAUUACACCAAAUUCGAUUUCCCUAAAAAGAAAAACAGUGAUAUGGAUGAAGGAUUCAAAAAUAGCGUACUUCCUUACGUCGAAUAUUUAAGACAAAACAGGAUGUAUCCUGAAUACGUGCUCAAAGAAUUAUCUAAUCCUGAAUCUGAACGUAUUAAUCCGGAUUUGAUCGUAGAAUUAGUGAAAGUAAUCUGCGAACAAAAAAAGGACGGUGCUAUUUUAAUAUUUAUGUCUGGUAUGGACGAUAUAAACUCGGUUUCGAAGAAAAUAACCAAUGCUGAUUUCUUUUCUCCAGAUCGAUUUUUGGUCAUACCGCUUCAUUCGAUGUUGCCUACGACGAAUCAGAGGACUGUUUUUGAUCGUCCUCCUCCUGGUAAAAGAAAGAUCGUAAUAGCGACGAAUAUCGCCGAAACCUCGAUCACCAUCGACGACGUUGUCUUCGUGAUAGACUGUGGACGUGUUAAGAUAAAAAAUUUCGAUGUUGGAAACAACAUAUCGACUCUGAAGCCUGAAUUCGUCAGCUUAGCGAAUGCUCGUCAAAGACGCGGACGAGCGGGAAGAGUUCAAAGCGGCGUUUGCUACCAUUUAUUUUCUCGAGGUCGCGAACAAGCUUUAGAUGAUUAUCCUUUACCGGAAAUGAUGCGUACUCGAUUGGAAGAAGUGAUCUUGAACAUCAAACUGCUCCAACUUGGCAAAGUUGGUCCGUUCCUUCAACGAGUUCCUGAUUCACCGGAUCCUAAAGCUGUUUCGUUAGCUCUAAAGUUACUUUUGGAUAUAAACGCGUUGGACGAGAACGAAAAUUUCACGCCGUUAGGAUAUCAUCUGGCGAAACUCCCUCUCGAUCCUCAAAUCGGUAAAAUGUUACUAAUGGGCGUUACUAUGAGCUGUCUUGUUCCGAUUUUAAGCAUCGCAGCUACUCUCAGUUUCAAAGAUCCGUUCUACUUACCUCUUAACGAAGAAAAGAAACUAAACGAACGUAAAUUAGUUCUCGACAAGGGUCAUAAAAGUGAUCAUCUGAUCAUGGCCGAAGUCAUGGAUCAAUGGGAGAGGCUAGAACGAAAAAAUUACAAGAAAUUCUGCGACGAUAAUUACCUCGUUAAAGGUAACCUGUUCCAGCUGAAAGAUUUAAAGUUACAGUUCGCGCAGUAUUUAUGCGAAUUGGGAUUUUUACCGAGUACCGAUUACAAGCAAAACAAAUUCAACAGAAAUUCCUGCAACAUUGCGUUAAUCAAAGCGGUAAUAUGCUCAGGAUUGUACCCGAAUGUUGCUAUUAUCGAUUCUAAAACGAAAAACAAGAAAAAGAUCACGUUGAAAACUUUCGAAGACGGACGUGUCCUGCUGCAUCCGAAAUCGGUAAACGCAGUUCAGCCGAGUGGAUUUGAAAGCUCGUUUUUAGUCUACCACGAGAAACUCCGAUCGAGCAAUAUUUUCCUGCACGAUACGACAAUGGUGCCGACUUUACCGUUAUUGAUAUUUUGUCACGAUUAUUAUCUAACUACCGGCAAGAAAGACGAAGUGAUUAUCGAGUUAAAUAAACGUCUAAGGUUUUCGUGUACCGCCAAAGUUGCAGAUAUGAUCGAGGAAUUGAAGCUUCGUUUGUGUUGGUUGCUCGAGUAUCAGUUAUCUCAUCCUGGACAUACCAGCACAGGCUCCGAUAUCGAAUUACUCAGAGUUCUAACUAAUUUAUUUACGACCGAAAACGAUGUAAUGAUGAAGAACAACAAUUGCGAAGAAUCGUCGACCUAGUGGUUCUGUUCGGAAUUUACGAUGGAUUAGUUUGUUAUCUUCUGUGUUCCUGCAUUUUACUUUUUUUAUUUACUCAUUUGAAAGUGUUAUUUUUUUGUUUCUAAUGAAUUUAAGAAUUAUUGAAUGCGAAUAGAAUGUGAUUGUUUUGGUAUUAAAAUUUUCGAUUUCGAA